GUUCCGAGUCUGUUCCCACACUGGAGGCGAGUUGAGUCCAGAGGCAGUCCGCAGGUUGUCGUUGAGGAUAUCACAUCAGAGAAACUGCAAACAUGGUUGAGAAGUUUGUUGGGACGUGGAAGAUGGUUUCCAGCGAUAACUUUGACGACUACAUGAAAGCAAUUGGUGUGGGGUUUGCGACCCGGCAGGUGGGCAACAGGACCAAACCCAAUUUGAUAGUAUCCGUUGACGAUGAUGGGAUGGUUUGUCUGAAGUCUCAGAGCACCUUCAAAACGACUGAAAUCAAGUUCAAGCUAAACGAACCUUUCGAAGAGACGACUGCUGACGAUAGGAAGACGAGGACUGUGGUGACUCUGGAGAACGGAAAACUGGUUCAGAAACAGAGCUGGGACGGCAAAGAGACGAAUAUCGAGAGAGAAAUCACUGAUGGGAAAUUGAUAGCGAAAUGCAUAAUGGGAGACAUAGUGGCAGUGAGGACGUACGUAAAGGAGGCGUGAUGGAGUCCUCUCAGCCCUCUUCUUCUCGGAUUCAUUUCUGGAUGACAGGCUCAGUUCAAUGAGUGUAUAAAACCAAGCUAAAGUCAUGGCGUGUUCUGCCCAUUUUUUUCCUUUAUCUUCACUGUGUUGCCUAAAAUUUAAAUUUAUGUGCCUUUGUUCUCCAACAUGACACAUUUGGGUUCAUUUGGAAUUGUUGUGGUUGCUUUGAAUAAAAUUGAAAAUUGUGGAAA
Molecule: messenger RNA, 727 nt
Organism: Notolabrus celidotus (New Zealand spotty)
Lineage: Eukaryota; Metazoa; Chordata; Actinopteri; Labriformes; Labridae
Gene: fabp4a
Product: fatty acid binding protein 4a
Exons: 4
Coding region: 93-497 (134 amino acids)
Biological process (GO): fatty acid transport
Cellular component (GO): cytosol; nucleus
Molecular function (GO): fatty acid binding
Source: RefSeq, a predicted model, not a curated record